AUGGAGUCACCGGAUCAAGGACCGGAUAAUCUUAGUAUUCUCAAUCGCCUCCCUCUCGAGCUUCUGAGUCAAGUCGUCUACACUCUGCCAAAUGCCGACAUCAAGAAUCUCCGCCUGACCUGUUCUCAUCUCCGGAACGCAUCUCUUCCGCGCUUCAAGCGAGUUUUUAUAUCUGCCAACCUGCGCGACAUAGAGGUCUUCACUCUGAUCGCGAACCAUGAUCGUUUUCGGUUCAAAGUCGCCGAGAUCAUCUACGAUGAUUCGCGCUUCAAUGGCCCUUGGAGCAGAGGGCCUAGAGCGAUGAAUGGAGACACUGAGGAUCUCACCAGAGAGCCGUACUGGUUUGAGAGAUUUUACAGUUCCAUUGUUGACGCCAUUGACACCAAUGAGAAGAUGUAUCAGCCCAUGCCACAUGUCAAGGAAGCGUUUAAAACUCGCUGCACCGAGCCUGAGUCAUAUCAAGUGUAUCGCAAGCUUCAAUCACAACAAGACGAAGUAAUUGCGUCAGACCGGGACUCUGACGCUCUCAGAUAUGGUCUUUUACGCUUUCCAAACCUGAAAAGAGUUACCGUGAGUCCAGCUGCUCAUGGAAUUCUUGGACGACCACUGUAUCACACUCCUACAAUCAGAUCUCUUCCGCAGGGACUAAUAUACCCUCUGGAGCAUGGUUGGCUUGGGUCAACUCCAUUUGAGGAUUAUCACCUCACGGGUUGGGAUGAAACAUCCAAAAGACAAUGGCGUGGAUUUUGUGUCAUCACGAAGCAGAUCGCUCGAUAUAUCCGUGAGAACUCGACGUUCGCUCUCUCCGAGUUUGUUGUGGAAAGCCGGCAUCUAUGGACAGGAAUUAGCUGUCGUGCUUUUGAUAACCCCGCCAGUGAUGAAUAUCACGAUCUUGUCACCAUCAUCAGUCACCCUCUGUUGAGACGCUUGGAGCUAUCACUUGCCUGCGGUGAUGAGUCCAGGCGAAACUGGCCCUCUUUCCGUUCCGGCCUCCUCUUCAGGGCUCUAAGCAAAGCAGAGAACUUGCAAGAUCUGCGCUUUGAUACUGGCAUUCCGAUUGUGAGCAGGACGUGGCACAACUUUGUGGAGUAUGGACAGAAUGGUAUGCCACUACGGAGCAUGUUCCCCGUCAAGGACUGGUCCAAUUUACGCCACUUUGCCCUUUCUCGGUCUUUUGUCAAACAGAGAGAUGUUAUGGCCUUCAUUUCUACACUCCCAUCGUCACUAGAGUCGCUUGAGCUGAGCUUUCUUAGCUUCCUGCCCCAGGAGGGAACUUAUAGGGACUUGUUACAUGACAUGCGCUGUAACUUGGGGUGGAGGGAAAGGUUGGUGCGUGAUCAGCCAAAGCUCAUUGUAUUUGUCGUUGAGAAUGAACUCAGGAUGGAUGGCGUUGUUAUAGACUUGAGUCUUGCGGCAAUGGACUGUGUGUAUCGCCACGGAGAAAAUCCAUUUGUAGAAGAGCAGAUCAUGGAGGUUCUGGAGGGUAAAGGGAGAACAGUAGAUCUUCUUGAUCCGGCGUAUGGCGAGAGAUGGUAA
Molecule: messenger RNA, 1536 nt
Organism: Fusarium fujikuroi IMI 58289
Lineage: Eukaryota; Fungi; Ascomycota; Sordariomycetes; Hypocreales; Nectriaceae
Exons: 1
Coding region: 1-1536 (511 amino acids)
Molecular function (GO): protein binding
Source: RefSeq, a predicted model, not a curated record